Messenger RNA from Lemur catta (Ring-tailed lemur), 7370 nucleotides. It is a transcript of the gene RLIM, whose product is annotated as ring finger protein, LIM domain interacting. The transcript has 5 exons. Gene Ontology annotation, biological process: random inactivation of X chromosome; ubiquitin-dependent protein catabolic process; protein ubiquitination. The record is from RefSeq and is a predicted model, not a curated record. Lineage: Eukaryota; Metazoa; Chordata; Mammalia; Primates; Lemuridae. Gene Ontology annotation, molecular function: ubiquitin protein ligase activity. Gene Ontology annotation, cellular component: nucleoplasm; cytoplasm. Bases 270 to 2114 code for a protein of 614 amino acids.
UGGUAACAAUGGGGAAGAUAAUGGCUGCCUGAGCAACGUCUCCGAGCAGGCGCUGGGCUAGAGGCGGGUCUCAACCAGCGACUCAUCGGAGGCGGGCUUGGGAGCGGCGGCAGGGGAGGCGCGGAGCAGCCUCGGCGGAGGCGGCCGAACCGACCGAGUCGGAUCUUGACUCUAAAACCGAAGCAGAGAGUGAAGAAAACUAAAAUCCAGUUUAUUGUAUUUCAAUACUAUGUCAUAACAGUCAGGUAAUUUUCCACUUGUUCAUCAAGAUGGAAAACUCAGAUUCUAACGAUAAAGGAAGUGGUGACCAGUCUGCAUCACAGCGCAGAAGUCAGAUGGACCGAUUGGAUCGGGAAGAAGCUUUCUAUCAGUUUGUAAAUAACCUGAGUGAAGAAGAUUAUAGGCUUAUGAGAGAUAACAAUUUGCUAGGCACCCCAGGUGAAAGUACUGAGGAAGAGUUGCUGAGAAGACUGCAACAAAUUAAAGAGGGCCCACCACCACAAAACUCGGAUGAAAAUAGAGGUGGAGACUCUUCAGAUGAUGUGUCUAAUGGUGACUCUAUAAUAGACUGGCUUAACUCUGUCAGACAGACUGGAAAUACGACAAGAAGUGGGCAAAGAGGAAACCAAUCUUGGAGAGCAGUGAGCCGGACUAAUCCAAACAGUGGUGAUUUCAGAUUCAGUUUAGAGAUAAAUGUUAACCGUAAUAAUGGGAGCCAAAAUCCAGAGAAUGAAAAUGAGCCAUCUGCAAGACGUUCUAGUGGAGAAAAUGUGGAAAACAACAGCCAAAGGCAAGUGGAAAGUCCGAGAUCUGAAUCUACAUCUGCAAGGCCAUCUAGAUUAGAACGAAAUUCAACUGAAGCACUAACCGGAGAAGUCCCACCUACCAGAGGUCAGAGGAGGGCAAGAAGCAGGAGCCCAGACUAUCGGAGAACCAGAGCGAGAGCUGAAAGAAGUAGGUCACCUCUGAAUCCAACGAGUGAAGUUCCACGAAGAACUCAUCAGAGUACCUCAUCUCAGACUAUUGAGCAUUCUUUGUUAAAUGAGAAUGAGGGAAGUUCUAGAACCCGGCACCACGUGACAUUGAGACAGCAAAUAUCUGGACCUGAGUUGCUAAGCAGAGGUCUUUUUGCAGCUUCUGGUACAAGAAAUGCCUCUCAAGGAGCAGGUUCUUCAGACACAGCUGGCAAUGGUGAAUCCACAGGAUCAGGACAGAGACCGCCAACCAUAGUCCUUGAUCUUCAAGUAAGAAGAGUGCGUCCUGGAGAAUAUCGGCAGAGAGAUAGCAUAGCUAGCAGAACUCGGUCUAGGUCUCAGACACCAAACAAUACUGUCACUUACGAAAGUGAACGAGGAGGUUUUAGACGUACGUUUUCACGUUCUGAGCGGGCAGGUGUGAGAACCUAUGUCAGUACCAUCAGAAUUCCCAUUCGUAGAAUCUUAAAUACUGGUUUAAGUGAGACCACAUCUGUUGCAAUUCAGACCAUGUUAAGGCAGAUAAUGACGGGUUUUGGUGAGUUAAGCUACUUUAUGUACAGUGAUAGUGAUUCAGAGCCUAGCGGCUCGGUCCCGAGUAGAAAUAUGGAAAGGGCAGAGUCACGGAAUGGAAGAGGGGGUCCUGGUGGUGGUAGUAGUUCUAGUUCAAGUUCCAGUUCCAGUUCCAGUUCCAGUCCUAGUUCCAGUUCCAGUGGUGAAAGUUCAGAAUCUGGCUCAGACGUGUUUGAAGGUAGUAAUGAAGGAAAUUCAGCAGGCUCAGCAGGUGCCAGGCGAGAGGGUCGACAUAGGGCCCCAGUCACAUUUGAUGAAACUGGUUCUUUGCCCUUCCUUAGUCUGGCUCAGUUUUUCCUCUUAAAUGAGGAUGAUGAUGACCAACCUAGAGGACUCACCAAAGAACAGAUUGACAACUUGGCAAUGAGAAGUUUUGGUGAAAACGAUGCAUUAAAAACCUGUAGUGUUUGCAUUACAGAAUAUACAGAAGGCAACAAACUUCGUAAACUACCUUGUUCCCAUGAGUACCAUGUUCAUUGCAUCGAUCGCUGGUUAUCUGAGAAUUCUACCUGUCCUAUUUGUCGCAGAGCAGUCUUAGCUUCUGGUAACAGAGAAAGUGUUGUGUAAUUAAGAUCUGAACUCUCAGCUUUGUAGCUGGUAUAGUGAUGGGCAAACAGGAAUCACUUGCUUUUAUGUCCACUUUUUGAGUGGUGCUUAAAUGUAAAGUUACAACCUGAAUUGAGUCAUUGCUUUCUGAAGCAAUCAUUGUCCUUUCUCCAGUUUCUGUUCCAGAACAAAAGGAAAUACUUUAAAAGCAACAUUUUAGGAUUUAAAAUCUGAUGUCAGUACCAGGUGAAUUGGUAGCAGCUCUGUUACUGAUAAUUUGUCAUAUACACUUGUCAGUUUCUCCUUUGUUAUCUUAAAAGAUCUGCCUUAGCAAUGGCUCCUGUCUGUUUCAUGUUGAUCUUUAAAGUUUCCCACGCCAUAGGAGAGAGGGGCGGAGGAAAUUCCCGGUUUAGACUAAGUUACAGUCUGUGUUUCAUGAGUGAUUACUUAAAGCUGUAUCAUUCCCAGUUAUUAGUUGAUGCAAAUUCAGCCACAUUCUGAAUAUAGUUUGUUCACCUUUCAGACUAGGUGAUACUGGACAUGUCAGUGUAAAUAACACUAAGGUUAGGAUCUUCUAAGUGUAUAAUUGUCUCCUAAGCCCAUCACUGUGGCACACUGUAGAGUGAGCUUAUAGUUUGAGAUAUUUAUCUUGUGGAAAUAUUAAAAAAGCCUAUACUUGUGUAAGUGAAAAAAUCACAUUCAUUUGUUUAAAAAUGUAAAGCUAUUUUGUAGAGGCUCAGUACUUUUCCAAGGCACUGUUGUAUUAACGCAUUAAAAACUGUAAAGUACCAUGCUUAGAAAUGAGAAAACUGCUUUUUGUGAGCCAACGUAGUAAAAAACACACCAAACAAAGUACAAAGCUGCUUUUGUAAGUGUGUAGAUGUCAAGAGCAGAACAUAUCUAUAAUAUUUAAUGUAUGUGAACAGCUACUGUGACAUGCAAAGGAAAGGACAGUGCAGAAUCAAACUGCAUUAAAGACCAAUGUAAAUUGUGUAUUUUGACUUGGAUUUAGGCAGGAAGUGAAAGAUGGCAUGUAAAGAAAACUGUUCUGAAGAAUUUAAAGUUUUCAUGAAGAUAGUGAUAAUGCAGGCAUAAACUGGUUUCAUAUGGUGAGAGCAGCAGCAGCAGCAGCAGCAGCUUGAACUGCUAUUCUACCUGAGUAGAUGAAGCACAUCAGCAAAUUUGGCAGAGCUUUGGUUUAAGAAAAACAAACCACUACCACCUAGCACAAGUUAAACUGAUGUUUUUUCAAGUCUGCUCCUCAAAAAAAAGGUGGAGGAAAGAGACUAUAAACCACUUUUAGCAUACAAAUUGCAGUUGGUACAGAUGUGUGUGCUAAUAGGAAAGUCUCGAAUUUGUAUUGUUUUUGAGAUUUAUCAUUUAAGGUACCAGUGCACACUUGUUAAUAUUUCAUUACUCUCUCUAACACCUAACAUCUCACAUUUAAAGAUCAGUGGAAGAUUAAGGAAUUUUUAUCCUUUGUUUAAAGUGCAUCAUGUUGGGUUAUUGGAAAUUCACAUUUUAAUUGUGCUGCCCAUAUUUGAAGAUGAGGCUGCUGACUCACUGUGGACAUGCACUUUAUGUUGUUUUCUUAGUAGUAAGAAUAGCUUCGUGAUAACUCUAGUACUCUUGCCUAAUUUCUCUUUUGAGACUGGUUGGGGUUAGGAUUAGUCUGACUGUGGAGCAGAUGUUUGUUUUUCUGGGAAAAGCUAACAGGCCAGAAGAGGGAUUGAACACAUCCUUGGCCUUUAACAAAGCAAGCUAACUACCCAGACGUGGUCAGAUACUCUCCAAAAUAAACAAGUCUGCUUUAGGAAUUAUCUGGCUACCUUCACUGUUAUCAGCUUAGCUGUAAAGAUUAUUUCAAAGCUCGUUCUUUCAUGUUUUCUUCUGGCUUUCCAAUCCUACCUAAGUAUCAAGGAAAUUGUAAAUAUGGUAGUUGUUUGCUAAGGAUAUGUACUGCUCUUGCAAGGAAAUAAUGUCCAAACAAAGCUUCACUUAUUUUUUUUAAUAUAAGCAGAUUUCACUGUUUAUGGCGCUUAUGUAAUACAUUUUAUCGUUUUAAAAAAUUGUCCAUGUAAAAGUCAGGAUUCCUUUAUAUUUGUGAGCCUCCUUGUCUCCUUUCCUAAGGGUGUAACCUAUGUUUUUCAGAUCUGCAGGGUAGUCCUGAUUGGCUAAAAACAAAUGCAUUUUCUUGGCAUAAAAUGUUCCAUUAUUAUAGGGUGUUCAUUUUAAGUAGUUUAAAAACUGCAGCACAUUCUAAGCAUAAAAGUUAUUGACAACAGGUACCUCCCUAACCUCCCAAAAUGUAUUACUCAUUUGUGAAGUAUUAAGAGGUAACUCAACCAGAAUGCUGGUUAUCAAUGUAGAUACUAAAGCUAUUCAUAAACACUGGAAGUAGAAUUUUAAGCUUUUAGCCUUCAGUAGAAUGCACAUAUUGGACAUGUGCAUUUGGACACCUUUUUCAAUAGCACUCGUUAAUUUCCAUUGGAUGGUGUAGAAUAAAUUACAUGUAUUUUAGUGGAAUUUGUUACUUAAUUUUUUAUUUUGUGAGGUCCAUGACUAAUAUAUACUUAGUAUUGUUGUGGACAUCAAAGACAAGGUCAUUUAUAGGUGUCAGAUGUACAAUGGAGGACAAAAAUCUUUUUUCCUCACCAGCAUCUAUACACCUAUUCUUGAGGGAGCAUUUUCUUGCAAAAGACUUUACAUUUCAUUUUGUAUCUUUGCACUUUUUCUUGAUUACAGAAAGGUUCUGUCCUUAAGAACUAGUUUGAACUUCAUGCAGUAAUAGGAACAACAAAAAACAAUGUUGGAAGUUUACGUGAUUCAAAGCAUAGGGAAAAGUACUAAAACCUGAGUUUUCUUGACUAUUUCAGAUGUUACUAGUCUAAAAUGUUUGAAGUGAUUUACUAUUUAACUCCAAGCAGCUGCAGACAAGGUUGAGAUUUAUUAGUACCACUGGAAACAAAAUUGAACAAGUUAGGUUAAAAGUUUGCAGACUUUAUCUGUAGCAACACUAGAAGAUGAGCCAUGUUGUUAAUUUGGAAUAUUUGCUCUAAAAAGAACACAUUAGUUAUACCUCAGUGGUAGUGGAGGUGGGGGUCGAGAAGAGUAUCCACAUCAGUGUUGGAAUGUAGGUAAUAAUAGUACAGAUCAUAGGAAAACCUUUAGCACCAGGAGAUACGUGUGUGUGUGUACACACACACAGUCUUUAAGAACAUGAUUAUUGAAAUUCAUCCAAACUUUAGGAAACUGGUUAGCUGUGUUACCUCAAGUAAUGUUCCUCUCCAGCCCCUACAAACAUCUUCUCCGUGCCAAGUAUUCUCUCCUAGUGUCAGUGUCUCAGAUUGUAUUUAUGAAGGGUUGUCACUUAAUAUGCAUUGUAUUUAACCAUCUACUUCCCAAGUGUCCACUACAUGAAAUGGGCCAAGCAUCAGCCAUGACUUUGAGUUAGUUCCCAAAAUACCCUUGUGACAGGGAGGUAAAUGUUGCAACAUGCCUCUUAAAAGGCCAUUUUUACAGCUUGCUAGGAUACAGUGGCACCUUGUGGUUGUUAAUAUUUUUCUUUUAAAGAUGGAGGGUAUUUUUCUUCUCCCUUUUCUCCUUUGUUCUUUUGUGAACGAAAAGAAUUCGUAAUCUGCCUUAUUUGAUUUUUUAAAGUUGUACCUUACUGGCUUCCCUGUGAAAUGUUUUACCAAUAUUAAGUACAUAGAAGCCAUGUUUGCAGGGCACUUUUAUUUUUUCCUAGUCUUAUAAGACUAUGCUAAUUGCUACUUUCUGAAGUAUUCUGUACCUUAGUAAUGCAAGAGAUUGAUACGGCACAUGUUAAAGUGUCAGGUGUGUUUUUUUCCCUUAAGUAUAUAAUUCUUCAGUAUGUUUAAUAUGCAAUAACAGUGUUGUAAUUCAUUAACUGGUAAAUUGUGUGCUUUUGAAACAUUUGAAAAUGUAAAUGAACAUAACAUGCUUCAUUUGGAAAGUUAAAGUGCAAGGUCCAAGGAACUAGUAUUUCACUUAUUUUUAAGUCAGAUUUGUAAUAAGCAACUAAAAACAGCUGUGAGUUCAGUACCUGGCCUUUAAAAUUUUAGCAUUCUGAAAUUAAAAAUUGUUUUUCUUAACUGGAACAAUUCUAAAAUAUUAUCCAGUAUCCCAAUAAGCGAGUGAGCUCAUUUAAGUAACCCUAGUUUGUAUUUUAAAUUCUAUAGCAUCUAGUAGAGCCGUUAUUGGGGUGUUAAAAUUCUCAAACGAUAAUUAUAGAACAAUUUAUGAGUUUUAUGAUUCUUUUCAUGUCUCGGUUUAGACCUGAAGGAAAUAGGCACACCCUCCACUCUAAAAAUUACAGUGAGAUACUUGGGUUUUUUUAAGAUUUGUUUACUAAAGUUCCACAAGCUGCUUUAUAGUCACUUAGGUUGAUUAGUAGUUAUCUUAAAGACAUGCAGUGAAAGUGAACCCUAUCAUACCACCGUGCCUCUUUUUUUCAAGGCUUCCAUCAGUUCCUCAUCUUGCAGAUUUAUUCCAAUACCAAGGUAUGGUUGAACCAGCUGCCCAGCCUUAACUUUAUUUAGUGCCCCAUUACUAACAUUCUUUUAACUGAUUUGUAUGUGUUUUAACUGUCCAAUGUUUGGAUUUUACCUCUUGAUAGCUCCAUUUGUCCCUGGUACGCAGUUGGCCUGGUUAUGUAUCCGUGCCUGUUUUAUCUUCUCCCAGGAAGAGCUGCUUUGGUAUAGAUGUUUACUUGGAUUCAUAUAAAGAACCAGGCAGCAAUCUUGGAAAGCUUUCUGAAACCUAUAAGAACCUGAAGGUUUGGAGGGGGAACAGUAACAAAGGCUGCCUUUAUGUCUUUGGACACGAAGCACAUAAAUGUAUGUUAUGUAAAGACUUAAGUGAUUGUUAUACCAGGGCUUCCUGACCUCCAGGAGAGACUCAAAAAGCAGAGAGGAGCACAAAAUGAAGUGAAUUUGGUUGGCUUGAUUUAUCUGGUUUCUCAUUUUCUUUCAAUUUAAACCUGAACAUAACACCCUUCUCCAAUAUCUAUCCAGCAGACUCCUGGUCGGGAAGCCCUGUAUUAAACUUUGAGAAUGUACCCAGUUUUUUUUGUACAGUGCUUAAACUUGCUAAAAAUUAACUUGUUUAAUGCAAAACAAGACCUUGAAAGGUCAGUCAUAUUAAAGCUGGUUUGAUUGUUAAUAGUUAUCUUUUAGUAAGAAGCUUUUUCCCUAUGUAAGAUGUCAUACUGCAGAUUUAAAAUAUAGACUAUCAAUAAAAUGCAUGAAGUGAUCA